UACAAAGGAAACAGACAGUGCAAGAUCUCGUAGCAUGCCAAUGUCACCAUCUGAUUUCUUGGAUAAGCUAAUGGGUAGGAUGUCGGGCUACGAUGCGAGGAUCAGACCAAAUUUCAAAGGCCCUCCAGUUAAUGUCACAUGCAACAUAUUUAUAAACAGCUUUGGAUCCAUUGCAGAGACAACCAUGGAUUACCGAGUGAAUAUCUUUCUUCGUCAGAAUUGGAAUGAUCCACGACUUGCAUAUAGUGAAUAUCCAGAUGACUCUUUAGACUUAGAUCCAUCCAUGCUGGAUUCAAUUUGGAAACCAGAUUUGUUCUUUGCUAAUGAAAAAGGUGCCAACUUUCAUGAAGUUACAACAGAUAAUAAGUUGUUGAGAAUUUUCAAAAAUGGAAAUGUACUUUAUUCCAUCAGAUUGACUUUAAUACUGUCCUGCCCAAUGGAUCUCAAAAAUUUUCCAAUGGAUGUGCAAACAUGUAUAAUGCAGCUGGAAAGCUUUGGAUACACAAUGAAUGAUCUCAUUUUUGAAUGGCAAGAAAAAGGAGCAGUUCAAGUAGCAGAAGGUCUCACCCUGCCACAGUUUCUCUUGAAAGAAGAAAAGGAUUUGUGUUACUGCACCAAGCAUUACAAUACAGGAAAGUUUACAUGUAUUGAAGUCCGAUUUCACCUCGAGAGACAGAUGGGUUACUAUCUCAUCCAGAUGUACAUACCAAGUCUCUUGAUCGUGAUUCUCUCCUGGGUGUCAUUUUGGAUCAAUAUGGAUGCAGCUCCAGCCAGAGUGGCUUUAGGCAUAACAACUGUACUGACCAUGACAACACAAAGCUCAGGUUCACGAGCAUCACUUCCAAAGGUGUCAUAUGUCAAAGCAAUUGACAUCUGGAUGGCUGUGUGUCUGCUCUUUGUAUUCUCUGCACUUCUGGAAUAUGCAGCUGUAAAUUUUGUGUCAAGGCAGCAUAAAGAACUCUUGCGAUUCCGACGGAAGAGGAAGAAGAACAAGAUUUCUGUAAAAUCUUGCUUUUUUUUUUUUUCACUACAGGAUGACGAUGCACGGGAAAGUCAGUUCAGUUUUACAGCAUAUGGAGUGGGGCCAUGUAUGCAAGCAAAAGAUGGAGUGGCACAAAAGGGGCCAAAUAAUCCUGCUCAAGCUGCACCUAAAAGCCCUGAUGAGAUGAGAAAGGUAUUCAUUGACAGAGCCAAGAAGAUAGACACAAUUUCCAGAGCUUGUUUCCCAUUAGCCUUUCUGAUUUUCAACAUUUUUUACUGGGUAAUUUACAAAAUCAUAAGGCAUGAAGACAUUCACCAAUAACAAGAUUGAGGCUUGUAGUCCAUAGAGAUCUGUCUGCCAUGGUCAACAGGAGGCUUUCUGUAACAAACAUGCAUGUGAGGAGUGACUAGGAAGGCAAAAAGCACUGACGAGGGGAAAAAGAGCCUGCCUAGCUUGAAAUGCCCAGUCACAGUGCAAUGGAAGAAUGAAACCAGAGAAGACAUUUGCAACUGCAAACUUUCUGGAUCAAACUAAACAUUAGCAACUCAUGUAAAUCACUCUCUACUCAAGAUUUACUGCCAAGUGUUUAUACAUACUGUUACA
Messenger RNA from Numida meleagris (helmeted guineafowl), 1585 nucleotides. RefSeq names its product glycine receptor alpha 3 (gene GLRA3). Gene Ontology annotation, biological process: nervous system process; chemical synaptic transmission; chloride transmembrane transport. Gene Ontology annotation, molecular function: transmembrane signaling receptor activity; glycine binding; chloride channel activity. The transcript is spliced from 8 exons. The record is from RefSeq and is a predicted model, not a curated record. Bases 35 to 1303 code for a protein of 422 amino acids. Gene Ontology annotation, cellular component: neuron projection; synapse; plasma membrane. NCBI's taxonomy places the organism in Eukaryota, Metazoa, Chordata, Aves, Galliformes, Numididae.